GUAUACUUUAUCGUCACACUGAUUUCAACCUCCUCAUGACAAAUGACAAACUAAACUGAAAAUUGGAAACGAAAUUCGAGAAAAGACAGGCCAACGAGUGGAAGAAAAAUGAGCUCGCGUAGGAGCAGGAGCGGUCCCACCCUGAACUUCAAGGCGGUGCUGCUGGGCGAAGGCUGCGUCGGCAAGACGUCGCUGGUGCUGCGCUACAUGGAGGACAAGUUCAACCCACAGCACCUGAGUACGCUGCAGGCUUCGUUUGUGACCAAGAAGGUGACGCUGCCGGACGAGCGGCGGGCGCAGCUGAACAUCUGGGACACCGCCGGGCAGGAGCGCUUCCAUGCGCUGGGCCCCAUCUACUACCGGGGCUCGGACGGAGCGCUGCUGGUGUACGACAUCACCGAUCAUGACUCCUUCCAGAAGGUCAAGUCGUGGGUGCGCGAGCUGAAGCAGAUGCGCGGCACCGAGAUCUCCCUCAUCAUCGUGGGCAACAAGACUGACCUGGAGGAGCAGCGGGCCAUCGGCUAUGCGGAUGCCUUCCAUUACGCCCAGACGGUGGGCGCCCAGUACUUAGAGGCGUCCGCCAAGGAGAACGAGGGCGUGGCCGAGAUCUUUGAGCUGCUCACCCAUCUGAUGCUGGAGCGGCUCAGCCAGCGGGAGCGGGAGACUGAGCCCGCAAGCCCCUUGCGGCUGCAGGCCCUAGAUGCAGACGAUGCCGUCAGUGUGUCGGACGGAGAGCAGAGUGACGGCACUGGAACCGGUCAACGUUCCUGCUGCGGCAUCUAGGAGCUGCAGGUUGCGGGGGUCCGGCUAGCCCAGCGCCGUCCAUUGUGAUAAUAUAUAAUGUACCAGUAGAUCUGUAGCCGAUGUUUGUCUGUAUAUACUAUAUAGAUAUAUAUAUAUAAUUACGUAUAUAUGAUUAUGUUACCAAAUUAUGUUUUGUUUAAGUGGUCCCUGAUGAUCUUUAUUUGUUGUAAUCCCCCCUUUAACCCUCAUCCCUAGACUAACCAUUAAAAAUUGUUCUGCUAUGAUUCCACGAAAACCUGCUUAGGAUUUCGGAAAUU
This is a messenger RNA of Drosophila subobscura, 1061 nucleotides long. RefSeq names its product ras-related protein Rab-21 (gene Rab21). Lineage: Eukaryota; Metazoa; Arthropoda; Insecta; Diptera; Drosophilidae. Gene Ontology annotation, biological process: protein secretion; regulation of exocytosis; Rab protein signal transduction. Gene Ontology annotation, molecular function: GTPase activity; GTP binding. The coding region runs from base 109 to 783 and encodes 224 amino acids. The transcript has 2 exons. The record is from RefSeq and is a predicted model, not a curated record.